This is a messenger RNA of Pseudo-nitzschia multistriata, 3269 nucleotides long. The record is from the annotation of a GenBank genome assembly. Lineage: Eukaryota; Bacillariophyta; Bacillariophyceae; Bacillariales; Bacillariaceae.
AUCACUCUAUGUACGAUUCAUUAAUACGUACUUUAAGUACUGUGAGGGUCAUAGAUUUAGGUCCUAAUGAAUUUCAGUCGUGAAAAAGUACGUUCAUCGGUUAGGUAAGGUGAGAGAUAAUGUCCAACUGAAUUUCAGUAUUUGAAAGUACGCACUUCGUAGGAGGCGCUUUGGUUAAGUAAGGUGAGGGUUCGGAGAUAAAUUUUUCGAUGACGAUUGAAACAUAUUUAAGCUUGAAAAUUAGAAAGCACAUAGUUACGUGCUUAGUAGUCAAUACUAUGAUUGCAUUAAGGAACUUUCUACUCCAAAUGGAAUUUAGCGAACGAAACUUUUUUCCGUAAUGAAACUACAGUGCGGUAUCGUACUAAACAUUGGAAUCAAUGGUCAGUAAUAUCCUGAUGUGAUAGUCUGUAGGUAUGUACAGGUACGAGUACCAUACCAAGGUAAAGCUAUUCGUAGUACCGAACGUACGGUAACUCGUACCUCAGGUAGAUCAUUCUGACUUUCGAAAUUUUGUUGGUGAAUCUUGAAAACUCUAUGGGCCUAAUCAUGGAUAUCGAAUUUUGGUCCUUCUCUAAGACUGGAAAUCUUGGUUGAAACGGAAGCUGAUGAUGGCGAACGUGAUCGCCAAAAAGCACGAAUACACUACCGUACGUACUUCACUGACCGUACGAUCCUCGUUCUGGUUCUCUUUACAGUAUUGGAGGGCCAAGGCGUUUAUCACUCAAGCGAACCAUAUUUGCAACCAACUUCGCGACGCUCGAAAGCACGGUGACGUAGUAGCUAACCGGUAGUGGAAGUAGCAGCAGUAGCUUCAUGGUUCGUAUUGGAGGAAUGGUGUGUUUGUUCUCCAGGCCUACCGGUGCAUGCAUAUGCAUGCAUCGUAUCGCAUCGUGUUGCACCUACCUUACACGAAGCAGAAGGCACCCUGGCUGCAGGUAGUAGUGCGUUUUCUUUUCUUGUUAUCGAUCGUGCUGAUUGCACUAGAAAAGCCGCCGCUGCUCCCGCCGUGGGAGAGCUUUUCAAAUGCCGUCACCAUCGUCGAUUCCGUGUUGGUUUGUCGGUUCCCCUGGGCCUUCUUGUAGGACUUAAAGUUCCGAAAGGCAAUGGCCACCUUGUGCCGUUGCUUGUUGUCGUCUAGGAUAGCCGUCCAGCAGCCGUGCUUCUCGUCCCACACCAAGAAGCGGCCACCCUUGGUCUUGAUCUCGUCCACCACUCCCUUUACAAUCGUGGAUUUCUUUGUCUGCGUGGCAGUUUCGUGCGUCUUGCUCAUGGACUCGAUAAGGGACCGAAAGGCGACGUUGCCGGGGUGGUUCAUGACCGGACGCCCGGGUCGAAAAACCACGUCGAGCGAGCCGGGGCACUCGAUCAUGGUAAAAACCCCGCGCGUCUUGUAACUGUUGGUGCCGUUGGACGCGUGCUCGUGCUCGUGCUCGCCCUGGUGCCGGUUUUGUGGACACGGGGCAUCGAGAUCGGCCUCCUCGACCGUCGCCCGCAACCGGAUCCAGUGCCGGAGGUAGCUGACCUUGACGUUCCCGGUGGGAGUCAGCGGCAGCAAGUCUACAGGGAUACCGUACCCACUGAUCUGGUACCGGAGUUCGACUGGUUCCCCGGAAUGGAAUUUGAGGCGGGACAGCCGGCUCCCACCCAGCGUCAUGACGAAGACGCUCCGCAGGACCUGAAAGAAGGGGACGUUUGCGGGGGUGCACAGGUGGUAGGCAACGAUCCGGAUCGGUGCCCAUCGAAAGACCAUGGCGCAGAGUUUCCCGCCCCCGUGGAUGGGAAACCGUAGCUGGAUUUUCUCGGCAAUAUCCGGAUUCGGCCACAACAGAAAGACGACUCCCUUUUGCUGGCUCUCCGUGUCUUCUCCUGCUACCGACAAGAAGUAGAAGAGGAUCUUGUACUAGUUCAUUGAUGUAGUUCGUCCCAUUGCACAUAAAUCACAAGCACAUAUAUGUUUGUUUGUGUUCGGUUUGUCAUCAAAGAAUCGUUGGUAUUCGUUGUGCGUUCAUAGGUUGUUUGCGCGUACGUUCAUGAUUUUGUUGAAUUAGCCGUAGUUUCCAAAUCAAUGAGGUGUGAUUGUAUAGAUUUUUGGAAAAGUUAGUGAUGAACAGAAGAACCAGAAAACGAUGUGGAAGCAAGAUUUCAUACUCGCAACAUAUGAUACACGAAAUAGGAAUCUGCACAAGGAGAAAAAAAAAACACACCGUGUUCACGCAUCACACAAACAAAGCAACGAACCACCCACUACCCACCAUAUACCACAUACCACACACCACAUACCGCAACACAAAACAAACAAUGCUUACCACCAUCAGGGGAUUGUUCCGUAUGCCCAUCGUGGCCACACCCGCGAGGACCCUGCGUCCGCUGCGGUCUCGAAAGGGCAGGAGCUGAAUCAUUCCCUUGCGGAUGAGGAGCUUCUCCUCCUCAUCGAAAUCCGACAACCGGACAGGCCGCCGUAGGAUUUCGGGGUGCGACGAGGUGGGAAACAACCAAUCGACCAUAAGCUCCAGAUAGCCAACCAUCCGCAGGGCGGCCUUUUGGGCGUCGAACAAUUCGCACCGGAGGAAUUUCAGGCGAAAUUCCUUCGUGUUGACGUAGCAGGAAGGGCAGGACGAAGGCCGAGAACUCUUGGUGUUGUUGUCGUCGCUCCUCUGAGCGGAAACCAAGGCCUGUUUCUUCGAGGGGGGAAUACGCGCCAGCUCCAGCUCCAUCUUCCACAGGGCAUUCUCCACCAGCUCGGGGGUUUCCUUCCUGGCCAUGCACCGGACGCCGUGGAUUUCUUCGAUGAUUUCGUUCCGGGCCCCCACGCUAAGCAGCAUCAUCUCCUUCACUACAAGGUCGUUGGUCCUCCGGGGGUUGAACGUGUCGUCGCUGUAGAAUUCUUUGAUGUGGGGCUGGCUUUGUUUGCCACUCUCCUCGUCGGAAGAGGAGGGUGGCGUGCGAUUUCGCUUCUUUCGCGAAACGGGAGGGCCCUCGCCAGCCAUUGUUGCCUCUCGUUUGUCCCGGCCUGUGUGGCGUAACGUAGUGCGAUGGAAUGCCUUGUCGGGGGUUGCUGUGGCGGUAUGUGAUGUAUGCGAUAUGUUACUUUUUGUGCACAAAAUGUCAUGUGUUGUCCAUGCUAGAUAGAUAAGCUUACCAUGAUUCGUGCACUUCGUUUUCUGACGAAGCAAUGCAAUCUAAUUGGAUUUCAUAUCUAGCGUUGCUGGUACCGUGAUGUUUUUUUUUUUCCUUAAGAAAUUCCUUAACAAAUACAAUUACUUUGU